Paramecium octaurelia is the source of this 2921-nucleotide messenger RNA. The record is from the annotation of a GenBank genome assembly. Lineage: Eukaryota; Ciliophora; Oligohymenophorea; Peniculida; Parameciidae.
AUGAGAAUUAAAUGGAUUUUUUUGGUUGUCAUUAUUAUUCAAGUUUUGGGUUAGGGGAGAGAUUUUUGCCAUGUAAAAGAUAUUUAUAAAGUUUUAGUUGAAAGAAAUUGAAAAUCCUUUAAUAACGAUCGCAAGUGGUGAAAAUUAUGAUUUAUUAUUAUCUGACUAUAUGAUUGUAGAUGACCUGACCUAUCAUAUGAGCACUCCUUCUGAUCAAUAGUCUGAUGUUCCUUUUUCAUACAUGUAACGAAUUACUAGAUAUGGUAUUAUUAACGACGAGGUUAUUUAAAUUUUGGAACACAUUUUAAAAUAUAAAAAUAAGGUGAGUUCUUAUUUUUGCUUUAUAAGAAAUACUAUCGAUAAUUAAACAGUUUAUAGGCUAGUUAAAUGUGUAUUUACCACUGAUAACAUAAUAUAUUUUGAUGUUUAAUUCAUUAUCAAUAGGGAGCAUUGCUAUAAAGUAAUUUAUAUAAGGGAUUUGUUUAUCAUAACAUGCAAGGAUGAUAUUACAAACUAACUUGAGAUCAUAACUUUUUCUGAAUAUAAAUAAAAAUUAUAACACACUCUCAUAUCAGAUGUUACAAUACCUCCAGAAUCAAAAGUCAAUGCUAAAUAUUCUCCAACUUAUUUGGGUGUUUUUAUUUAUAAAGGGAGAAUUGACAAUAAUAAGUAUAUAUCAGAAAUUUCCUCACUAUUCCUAUUUUAAAUUAUUAGUUUAUUUUAUCCAGAUUUAAUGUUUUUUAAAUAGUAUGAAGCUCAUAGCCAACCUGAUGAUUUCAUAACUGAUUUUGAUUUAUAUUAGGAGCUUGGUAAGAUUAAUAUUAAUAGUAUUAGUAUUUAUAACAAGAUUCAAAGGAGGCUUAACUUUUCGAAAUUUGAAAAUCUCAUGGAGUGAGGAAAUUAAAGUUAAUAAUUUUCAAACAUAGCUUUUCGGAGUUCAUAUCAUGUAUGACUUCCUUCAAAUCUAGACUUCAUAAUAGAUUUUUUCCUUAAUGCUUUGGGGUGAAAAUUUUUUAACAUUUGUUCUUUUAAAAGUUAGUAAUAUCAAUUACCUUCAAGCAAAAGGAUAAACUGAAACAAUUCUUCAAAAGAAAUAUGAAUUAAAAUCAGAAACAGUAUAUAGUAGAAAUGUUGUAUCAGAUAAGUAUUAUUUGAUUUUCACAAAUUAUGAAGGAUUUUAAGUUUUUAGUAUUAAUUUGAGGAAACAUUCUGAAAUUUUAUUGAUUUACUAAGGUGUUGUAAAUUCAAGAUUAUAUUAUUUUAGUAUUAUUUCAAGUACUCUCCUAUAUGAAGAAUAAAAUGUGAUAAAAAUUUUAGAUUUGCAAUUAAUAAGAAUAGAACUUGUAAAUCUAUCUGAAACAAAAAAUCCUUAAUUGCUCUAAUUCUCAUUACAAAAAUAUGGUUUUUAUUUUGAUUAAAUUCAAUGUUAAGAUAUCAAUAUAUACUAUCAAGUAUAACCAUUGGAUCCAACAAAAAUAUGGCCGAAAUUUUAUAAAGAAAAAGAGAAGAACGUUUUUAUUUUGAGGUAUACUAAAAAUGAGUUAACAAUAAAGUUUGAUUUUAGUAAAUAUUUUUCUGGUUCUGCUUUAAGUCUAGAGGAUAUUAAUUUUAUUAAUAAAGAAACCAAAUUUACACCACAAAAUUUUUUGGUGAAUAUAGAGAGAAUGAAUAAAUUCCAGGUUAUGGCUGAAUUUGUAACCUUGUGUCAAUUCAAUAAUGAAAACUAUUUACUCCAAAAAAUAGGUACAUAUAUAAGUAUGAUGGAAUGUGAUGCUCAAUCUUCUUUUCUUUCCUGUCAAAAAAUUAUAGAUCAAAUGGUCGAAGAUGCCGAUUUAUCAAAUUUAGUUUGUUAAUCGACUGAGAUGAAGCAUUAAUUUGCAUACGUUGGAAAAUUGAAACAUGGUUUUGGUGGAGAAUUUAUUCAUACUUAUUAAGUAUAAUUUUAGAAAGGAUAAAAAGUUCUUUAAUUAUAUGAUGUAUAUUGGAACACUAAAGGAAAUAUUCUUUCUAUUAUAUUAUUGAAAUAUAUAUAAGUAUUCACAAUUCUAACAGAUAAUUUUUAUACACUGAAUUGGAGAUUUUUUGGUUACUCAGAGGGUAAUUUAAAUGUGAGAAGUUUAGAAGUAGACUGUUACAAAAUAUUUGAAUUAGUAGUUGAUCUGAAUAAUUUUAAAGAGUUACUUUUUCUUCCAAUUAUAAAAUAUAAAAAUUUCGUGUUCCAAAUCAUAAUUGAAAUUUAUAUUAUCGAAGAGAGUACUUCUUAAAUAUCAUACUUGAGUUCUCUUCUUGUUGGUGUGACUAAAAAACCAACUAAAGAAAGGUUGUAAGUUCAAUUAACUGAAGAUGGAAUUUUUAUUUUAUCAGUCUGUGAUAUAUCAGAGGAUGAAUAAAGCAAACAACUAUUGUUUAUUGAGAAAGCAAUAUUCUUGAGAAAAUUGUUGUUUAAAAAAGAAUAGCAACUUUAAUUAAAAAAUAUUAGAACUAAAAUAUAUCCAACUUUCUCGCUUAAGAAGGUUGAAAAAAUGGUAACAUCAAAAUAUUUCUUAUAUGUGUAUGGUAGUGAAAUUGAUGCACCUACUUGUAUCUAUAUAUAUAGAAUCUAUGAAAAUCAAAUGGAUAGCUUGUAUCAUGUGAUCAGACCUGACAUUUAAAGCAUCCGAUUCUUUAAUGUAAUGUCUAUGAUGAAGGAUUACGAAACUUUAAUAAUAUUUACUAAUUAAUUGAGUUAAUUUAUUUGGUUAAAGUCUACUAAAAUUCUAGAGAUAAUUAAGUCAGAUUCAAAAUAGGACUCCAACUUGAAUGACAAUGAAGUUAUUGAUAUUAAAAUGAAGUCACUGAUUCCAAAAGAUAAUAACAAGAUACAUGAAUUUUAGAUAAAGCUUAUUUGUACUGAUUGUUAAAGUACCGAUAACUAGGUUUGA